Ailuropoda melanoleuca (giant panda) is the source of this 3210-nucleotide messenger RNA. It is a transcript of the gene REEP5, whose product is annotated as receptor accessory protein 5. The transcript is spliced from 4 exons. The record is from RefSeq and is a predicted model, not a curated record. The annotation marks the transcript as partial. Lineage: Eukaryota; Metazoa; Chordata; Mammalia; Carnivora; Ursidae.
GGCGCGGGAGGGCCGGCGCUGACGUGUCUGUCCCCGCGUCCCGGUGGCAGCGCGCUGGCUUGGCGCCGACUGGCGGGGCGUCCUGCGGGCGGACGGGCGCGGUCCUUCGAGACCGCCGGCGAGCUCGGCACGGAGAAGGUUGUCCGCCGGCACGGGAGGGGCCUCCCCAGACCCUCGGUGCGGCGCGGUUCCCUCGGCCGGGGCCCCUGCGGGAGGGAGCGGCCGCCGGGAGUCCCCAGACGGACGGCGGAGCCGCGAAAAGCCCCGGGUCCAGCCCUGCGGCCGUUUGUUUUUCCCGUCGCCUGCACUAGGCCGAGCCCUGCGGCGUGGGCGGGGGCUGUCCCGCUUAGCGCCUCUCGUGCCACCGGACCCACUUCUCUCCUUGUGUCUCCAGGUGUCAUCGGGCUGGUGGCUUUGUACCUGGCGUUCGGUUAUGGAGCCUCUCUCCUCUGCAACUUGAUAGGAUUUGGCUACCCGGCCUAUGUCUCAAUUAAAGCCAUAGAGAGUCCCAACAAAGAAGAUGAUACCCAGUGGCUGACCUAUUGGGUAGUGUAUGGCGUGUUCAGCAUUGCUGAAUUCUUCUCCGACCUCUUCCUGUCAUGGGUCCCCUUCUACUACAUGCUGAAGUGCGGCUUCCUGUUGUGGUGCAUGGCCCCGAGCCCUUCUAACGGGGCCGAACUACUCUACAAACGCGUCAUCCAGCCUGUCUUCCUGAAGCAUGAGUCCCAGGUGGACACUAUGGUCAGUGACUUGAAGGACAAAGCCAAAGAGACUGUAGAUACCAUCACUAAAGAAGCCAAGAAAGCAGCAGUGAAUUUACUCGGUGAGGAAAAGAAGAGCACCUAACCCGCUGACUGGGUGAACCCUUUCUGCCCUUGCUGUCCCUUCCUGCUAGCGCUUAGUGUUAUAUUAGGGACUGUGGUAUAAUCAUUUUAAUAAUGUUGCCUUGGAAACAUUUUUGAUAUAUUAAAAAAAGGAAUGUGUUGUAUGGUUUUUUGUUUUUUUUUUGUUUUUUUUUGCUUUUAUUGUCUAUAUACAUAGCACCUAAAUUUAAUGCAAUGAGCAGUGUCCAAAUUUUUGGAAAAUAUAUUUUGCCUCUGGGUAGGAAAAGAGAUGACCAUCCUGCAGGAAACACAGACUUGAAAUUAUAUAUCCCACAGGCUUUGUACUUCAACAGGCUCUGUCUGCACUCAUUUUCUCUGUACUGAACAUUUAGGACAGUCUGUAAGGUUGUACUUCCUGUAACGUGCAAUUUUGUAUUAAAUGUUUUCAUGUACUUGUGCAUACAUAUAUGUAGGGAAAUGUUACUGACUGUGACGUGUAUAAUGCUCAUAGGAAGCACCUGCCAAGAGCUAAAGUUUUCGGUGUGCUGGUGUGAUCUGUUAAAUAAUGCUUCAGAAAAUUAAUGCAAAUGACUGAUAUUUCCAGUGACUAGUUAAGUGAUCAAUGAGGUUGAAUGGGGACUGGCCUGGUUGUUCUAACACUGAGCAGCUGAAUGUCAGAAUAGCUGUGUAAAGCAGUCACUUAGUGAUAAAUGGGGAAAGGUAUCCUCACACCAGUAAUACACAGCUCCCAACUCCCUUAGAUCUAGUAAUACUGUCUUGUGGCCUUUCAAAAAAUCUGUUUAUACGCUUUAGAUUAUUUGUCUGCUUUUAAUAUGCUAUAAUGGAAACCAUCCCUGGUUUCUCCUUCAGAGGUGAGUAGCAUGUUGGUUUAGUCUUGUUUUUUAUCUAUUUUUUUUUUAAACCAGCUUAAGGGAUCUCUGCACUUGACCACCUUUGGUUACAUGUAUGUUCUUAUUUGUAUCAUUAGCAGUUGCAUGUGAAUGAUGACACCAGGCUCUAAGACCAGUUCUGGGAGAAUGAAGGAUGAUAUAACCUGUCAUCUAGUUGGCAGUGAAGUCAAACUGCCUUCACCUUCUUUGGCGUUUAAGGUCAAAUGCAAGAGGCCUCCCCAGUUUACAAGUCAGAAUCAUUUGUGGCCCAUUUAAAUGCGUUCAUCUUUAUACUUUGUUUUGAUAAACUGCAGAUAACUACAUAGUUUAAGUACAGAACAGAAAGUUAAAAUUAAGGUUUCCAGCUUGAUCAGCCAGCUUAUUAGGCACCUCGACCUUGUCUGGACGAGAAAACCCGAGCUUCACACCAACCAUAUUGCUAGGAUCCUUCUGAAUUGGAUUACACUGACUAAAACAAAACUGUGUGUGACAAAACUAGCAAGUUUAGAUAUCCAGCCCAUAAAAUACCCUUUAAAGCAAAAAGAGAGGAUUAGUUCUCUUUUGGAUAACAGGUAAGACCAUAAUGAAAUCUCUUGAUGUGAAAAAUAUAAAAGAUCAAAAAUUAGGGACACUGUCACCUGAUUAUAAUAUAGAUUAGGGUAUUUAUUUUUUCCUGGCAAAACUGUGGUAAUUAUAAGGCAUCUUAUUAAAUUUACCUUAAAGAAAAGAAAAACUUUUAGAAAACAAGCAAUUAAUGGUUAUUGGGAGAAAAUCAGGCCUUAGAUUUAAAGAGGAAAAAAAAGUACCUUUAGGAGUAUUUAAAUCCCUUUCCCCAUAAUAAAUUACACUUUCCUUGGUGGGAGAAGAAUGAAAAUUAGCACUUUCUAUCAUACAGAAUAUAUAAUCAGAUUGUUGAUGUACUGAAAACAUAACUUUCGGUAUACAAUGUAUUUACCUGGCAAGAUGGGGAAACAUAAAUGUUACUAUUGCUCAUAACUAUUUACAGGCUGACACCAGUUUAAAAACUACUAUAGUAAGAAAAUAUAUUCUGAAUGCAAGUUUUUUUUGUCCUUUUAGCUUUUUUUCUAUAGUGCAUUCUGUAAGAAAUUUAAGUACUAUUUUUGGCAGUCAAGGUGUACAUAUUAAUGACAGGAGAAGUUAGUGAAUGAGUUGAGCAAUUCUCAGUUUAGAUUUCCCAAAGAACAUACUGCCAUGGCUAGAGUAUUUGGAAAACUAAUUGAGCCCGUGUCUAGUUAGAAGACACGCAUUUAUUUGUGUAUGAAUGGUGUUUGAGGGGUAAGCAAAGUCAAAGACUCUCCACAGUUCUUGCCCUACUCGAAAGCUUUCAGACCAACAGUUACUGCUACUCUGGGGGAGAGGCUUCUAUCCACCGCCCGAAGAGAAGGAGCAUAGCUUUUAAAUAGGUUACUGCCCAUCCUGAAGAUGUGAUAUAUUAAAUGGAAAUGGAUGUAAAUAAAAUCUGUUAUCUCAUUAAA